Cylindrotheca closterium is the source of this 669-nucleotide messenger RNA. The record is from the annotation of a GenBank genome assembly. Lineage: Eukaryota; Bacillariophyta; Bacillariophyceae; Bacillariales; Bacillariaceae.
AUGAUGAACCGAAAGCUGCAUUAUUGGAGUCUUUUCUGCCUCCUCCUUUCAUUGAACAAUACCGUAGCAUUUGAAUUUUCGAACUUACUAUACUCCCUCAAACUUUGCAGAGGACCAGGACCCUUCUGUCCAGAACCAGAUUGCGCAAAGGAAAGCAAGCAGCAUUUGUGUCAAUGGUAUGACUGCUCUUCCACUGCUUCCAGACGGUCCUUGAAAAGUAGUAACUCGUCGUGUACAUUUUUUGGUUCCCUAUCGAGCUGUGGGAACGACACCAAAUGCUUGGAGGCAUGCAAAAAGUUGAAUGACGGAUCUUGUCCACUUUGUAUUUCUGGCUAUGAAGAGGACGAGUGCCAAGACACAGUGGUAUAUUCAGCUGCCUUGGUGAAUAGCACGGAUGCUACGACUGGUACCACCUUUUCUGGAAUUUCGGUAUCAAGUGACAUAACAUUUUACCAUGGACUUCUAGCGUUCCUUCUCGGCGCUGGGUUACUUGCUGUCGUUUUGAGUAGGGGAAGAAAAAAAUCACUAGACGAUGACCUCACUUUCGCACGUGAAGGCUUGGUAAAAGGACGAAUGGACGCGGUAGAGGCUGGGAAUGCCUCAGAUAUAUCCACGGUAGAGAAUCGAACACAGUUUCGGCAAACGAAACUCCCAUAUUCGAUGACAUAG